Messenger RNA from Salvelinus namaycush (lake trout), 1126 nucleotides. RefSeq names its product high mobility group protein B2-like. The transcript is spliced from 5 exons. Gene Ontology annotation, biological process: regulation of transcription by RNA polymerase II. Gene Ontology annotation, molecular function: DNA binding, bending. NCBI's taxonomy places the organism in Eukaryota, Metazoa, Chordata, Actinopteri, Salmoniformes, Salmonidae. The record is from RefSeq and is a predicted model, not a curated record. The coding region runs from base 130 to 771 and encodes 213 amino acids.
AAGCGGGAGGAGCUCUAGAAAACAUUUAAUCAAGUUUGUGCGAACUGUCUCUCACUCACAAAACAGUGCGAAGGACUUAACAUUGGCACUCAUUGUACUUGUGUGGCUGGAUAAUAGAAUAUAGCAGCCAUGCCGGGUAAAGAUCCUAAUAAGCCGAAGGGAAAGACUUCUUCCUAUGCGUUCUUUGUUGCGACGUGCCGGGAAGAACACAAGAAAAAACACCCAGGAACUUCAGUGAACUUUUCCGAGUUCUCAAAGAAAUGCUCAGAGAGGUGGAGGACCAUGUCUGCAAAAGAGAAGGUGAAGUUUGAGGACAUGGCCAAGGGUGACAAAGUCCGUUAUGACAAGGACAUGAAGGGUUAUGUGCCCCCCAAGGGAUCUAAGGCAGCAGGAAAGAGAAAGAAGGACCCCAAUGCCCCCAAGAGGCCACCUUCUGCAUUUUUCGUGUUCUGUGCUGAACACCGUGGAAGAAUCAAGGCUGAUAACCCAGGCAUGGGCAUUGGCGACAUCGCCAAGCAGCUGGGUCUGCUGUGGGGCAAGCAGACUCCCAAAGACAAGGUGCCACAUGAAGCAAAGGCUGCCAAGCUGAAGGAGAAGUAUGAGAAGGAUGUUGCUGCCUACAAGGCUAAGGGAGGCGCAGGUGCAACUGCUAAGAGUGGCCCUGGCAGGCCAGCUGUUGGCAAGAAGGCAGCGCCCAUGGAUGAUGAUGACGAUGAUGAUGACGAAGAGGAGGACGAUGAGGAAGAGGAUGAUGACGAGGAUGAUGACUAAACUGCCUGGAAACUUGAGCUGGAGUAUUUGCAAAACAAUGUGAACCUUACAAUGUAACAUUUAUAGCAUUUUGGAUUUUUCAGAACAUGUACAGUGAUGUGCAAUGGCUGCAAUAAUGCAUACAGGGGUCAUAUUGUGCUGUCUUGUAAAUUAACAGCUCUUAUUCUCAAAGCACUGCUUGUUUUGUCUUUGGAUGAUGGUGACAUGUUCUUUUCCGCCCUAUAUUGAUAUCGUUUCCACUGCCGUUUUUAAGAAAUACAAGAAAAUGUGUAGACGUUUGCGACCCAUUUUUAACGUGGAGUUUCAGUGUAGAAUGAUUUCUUUUUAUAAUAAAAUUUUGUUUUGUAUAUUAUGA